This is a messenger RNA of Perca flavescens (yellow perch), 5449 nucleotides long. RefSeq names its product voltage-dependent calcium channel subunit alpha-2/delta-1. NCBI's taxonomy places the organism in Eukaryota, Metazoa, Chordata, Actinopteri, Perciformes, Percidae. The transcript has 40 exons. The record is from RefSeq and is a predicted model, not a curated record. Gene Ontology annotation, cellular component: L-type voltage-gated calcium channel complex. Gene Ontology annotation, molecular function: voltage-gated calcium channel activity. Bases 188 to 3436 code for a protein of 1082 amino acids.
CAGUACCUGUUAGAGCGCGGGAUGGCCGGGUGCUCAGAUUAGAGGUGUCAGGGUUCCUUAAUCUGUGAGGGAGCGACAGACUGCCACUCACGCUGCUUCUGCACACCGCUCCCAUUCAUCGGCGGCGAAGGGGAGCGGAGCACAUUUGGUGUUGACGCGCGUCGGGGAAUUUCCCACUCUUUUUACAAUGAAUACCUGCAGGGUACAUGCCUGGGUGUUUCUGGUCCUAUUAUGGCAGAACGGGACUUUGGCAUCGCAGUUUCCCACACAGCUCAUGAUUAAAGAAUGGGUUGAUCAGAUACAGAAAGAGCUUGUCACCCUGGCAGACACAGCCACAGCUGGGAAGAGCCUCACUCAGAUUUUUCUGAAAAACAAGCACCUGUACAGUGUUGAGCAAAACGACGCAGAGGAGCUGGUGGCCAGAGCAGCCACGAAAAUUGAACAGCUGCUGCGGAAGAGAUCUGCUGCCUUGGAGAAACUGGCCACAGCUGCUGAGAAUUUCCAGAUGCAGCAUAACUGGAAAGAUGAGUUUGAGGGUGAUGAAAUAUCCUACUACAAUGCAAAGGACAAUCUGGAUGCAAAUGAGACAGAGGGAAGAAAAUACAGGAUUCGACCAGACUUUAUAGAGGAUCCAUCAUUUAAACGUUUGACUGAUCACAACCACACGGCUGUCCACAUCCCCACUGACAUCUAUGAUGGCUCCACCAUUGUGCUGAAUGAACUGAACUGGUCGGAGGCACUGGAGGACGUGUUUAGGAAGAACAGAGAGGAUGACCCAACCCUUCUCUGGCAGGUGUAUGGUAGCGCUACGGGCCUGGCUCGCUACUACCCAGCUUCUCCCUGGAUGGAUGCUCGCAAGACCCCAAGUAAAAUUGACCUGUAUGAUGUCCGCAGGAGGCCAUGGUACAUUCAAGGAGCUGCCUCACCCAAAGAUAUGCUAAUCCUUGUGGAUGCAAGCGGGAGUGUGUCUGGCUUGACUCUCAAACUGAUCAGGACCUCCGUCAGUGAGAUGCUGGAGACUCUGUCUGAUGACGACUAUGUCAAUGUAGUUUACUUUAACACCAGGGUGAAGAAGACGGCGUGUUUCGACCAUCUGGUUCAAGCCAAUGUGAGGAACAAGAAGGUGCUGAAGGAUGCUGUUCAGAACAUCACAGCUAAAGGAAUUACAAACUACACAAAAGGCUUUGAGUUUGCUUUUGAGCAACUCUCUACAACGAAUGUGAGUAGAGCAAACUGCAACAAGAUCAUCAUGCUGUUUACUGACGGAGGAGAGGAAAGAGCUCAGGCCAUACUGGAGAAGUACAAUGCUGACAAAAAGGUGAGGAUCUUCACCUUCUCAGUAGGACAGCACAACUAUGAUAAAGGACCCAUUCAGUGGAUGGCCUGUUCCAACAAAGGUUACUUCUAUGAGAUUCCUUCCAUUGGAGCCAUCAGAAUAAACACACAGGAAUACCUGGAUGUCCUAGGCAGACCAAUGGUUUUGGCAGACAAGCAGGCCAAACAAGUCCAGUGGACUAAUGUUUACCUUGAUGCUUUGCAACUGGGUCUGGUCAUCACUGGGACACUACCUGUCUUCAAUAAAACGAAGACCAAAGAUGACAGGAAUGGCGAGCACCAGAAUCAGUUGAUUCUUGGCGUAAUGGGGAUUGACGUGUCUCUGGAUGACAUCAAGAAGCUCACACCACGCUUCACAAUUGGUCCAAAUGGAUACUACUUUGCCAUUGAUCCCAAUGGAUAUGUCCUGCUGCACCCCAAUCUCCAGCCAAAGAAUCCUAAAUUCCAGGAACCUGUUACCCUAGACUUCCUGGAUGCUGAGCUGGAGAAUGACAUCAAAGUGGAGAUCAGAAGAAUGAUGAUCGAUGGUGAGACAGGCGAACGCACCAUUGACACUCUGGUUAAAACUCAGGAUGAGAGGUACAUCGAUAGAGGAACCCGGACCUACACGUUUGCCCCGGUCAAUGGAACAGAUUACAGCCUGGCUCUUGCUCUGCCUCCAUACAGUGAACACUUCAUUCAAGCUAAACUGGGGGACAACAUGAAAAAAGCUAUGUGUCAAGAAGCCAUGGAAACCAUACAGCAGGAGAGGUUUGAUGAGUUUGGUUACACCUACAUCGCUCCAAGGGCAUACUGCAAAGAGCUGAAGUUGUCACUCAACAACACCCAGUUUCUCCUCGACUUCAGCCAGUACAUUGAUAGGAACACUCCAGAUGCAUGUAAUGUUUCCCUGGUGAAUCGACUAAUCCUGGAUGCAGGUCUGACAGCUGAACUGGUUAAACUUUGGAACGAGCAGACAGUGGAUGGGAUAGUGGCCAGGUUUGUAGCCACAGAUGGAGGAAUCACAAGAGUCUAUCCAAGAAGUGCUGGGGAAGAGUGGACUGAGAAUCCUGAGACAUAUGAGUCCAGCUUCUACAAAAGGACCCUGGACAAUGAAAUUUAUAUUUUCACAGCUCCGUCUUUCAACCCAGAAAGCAGGGAGCCUGUUUCUGACUCAGGUAUUCUAGUGAGCAAAGCAGUGGACAUCACGAUUAACAAAGUCACGCUCAAACCCGCUGUGGUUGGAGUGAAACUCAAUAUCUCAUUCUGGAUGAACAGUUUCAUGAAUGCUACAAUGAAACUGAAUUGCAAGGAUGAGAUCUGUGGCUGUCUGAGGAAUGACAAGCAUGUAGACUGUGUGAUCCUGGAUGAUGGGGGAUUUCUUCUCAUGUCCAACCAGGAUGAGUAUAUCUCCCUGAUAGGUCAGUUCUUUGGCGAGGUGGACCCUGUGCUGAUGAUCAACCUGGUCAACACCUCCCUGUACUCCUUCAACAAGACCUAUGACUACCAGUCUGUCUGCGACCCAGAGAAAGACAGCAAGGCUGCAGCAGGACCCCGCUCAGUCUAUGUGCCUACCAUUGCAGACCUGCUCAGUAUUGGCUGGUGGGCCUCCACUGCUGCCUGGUCGAUACUCCAGCAGCUCUUCUUUGGUCUCAUGUUCCCCAACCUUCUAGAGGCAGCGGAGUCAGCAGAUGAUGACAUACCAGAUGCCAUGUUUAAGGAAAGCUGCAUCACAGAGCAGACUCAGUACUUCUUUGACAAUGAUGAAAGAUCCUACUCAGGUGUCCUGGACUGUGGAAACUGUUCCAGGAUGUAUCGUGCCGAGAAGCUGCCAAACACCAACUUAGUGUUCCUGAUCACUGAUGCCAAGGCAACGUGUUUGUCGUGUGACCCAAGGCCACUUCGACAGGCUGAACAACCCUCUGAAGGUCCAGAUCCAUGCGAACUGGCUCAGUAUCCCAGAUACCGCAAAGGGCCGGACGUGUGUUUCGACAACAAUGAAAACGAUGAGCCCUUGUGUCCAAUCAGCAGAGGUUCAACAUUGAGCACCACACCUCUCUUAUUGUUUCUGAUGCUGAGUUCAGGGAGGAUGAUUCUGACUGUGGAGGUGGGACCUGCCUAAGCCCGUGUCUUUGGCCAGUGCUUGGGCUCCAACUACUGCUGCUGUGGCUUGUCACAUCUUUACAACACUCAUGACCCUACACAUAGACACACACACACACACACACACACACACUCAUACACUUACACACUGAUCAUCAUCUCAUCAAACAAGAUGCCAGAAGACACUCCAGUUAUGCCAUCCAGGAUGUAUGCAAAGUAUUUGCAACAAGACAUUUCGUUUUCUGACGACAGUAUGAGCAUUUCCAUUUUCCAAUGCCAAAGGUUGCUCAUUCAUUUCCUCCUUGUCAUCUUCAAAAAUAGAGACACAUUUACUGUGCUCAGCUGCACUCAGUUCCAUGAUAUACUCCUUUAUACUCUCUUAUGGUGCAAGAGUAAGAGCUAACCAAACCCUUUAAUUCUGCCUCAUUUGUUUCUCUGAUUUAUUAAGCGGAGGUUGAAGAGUCCCACUAUGCCAACUAAAUAUCAUUCAAAGACUGUAUGUUCACUGACAGCAUUGAUUUGUGUAGUUGUCGAUAUUGUUUGUUGCUUAUUAUACUUAUUGCGUAUGAAUCAUUAUGCUGUAAUUAUUGUUUAUUUUUGCCAACCAGUGCAACUAUGAAGAAUAUCCCUUUUGUUUAAAUGUUUUUUAAAUGUACUGUACCUAACUAUUUAAAUCUUUUGUACUCAAAAUCAACUAGCAUUACAUGACAAGCUAGGUGUUGUAUUGUAGCAGCAUGUGCUCAGUACAGAGCUAAAGACAACACCAGUACUCUGACACCAAAGCUCACACAGUACCAAGAACCACAGAUACAAACCUACUAGAGAAUCUUCAGGCUAGUUUAUUUUAAGUGAUUCCUCACAUGUGGAUGUACUCCAGUAUUAAAGUUACAACAUUAGCUAGAUAGCUAGAUGGAUAGCUUAGACACCUCGCUGAGAAUUAAGUGAGAUCAUGUGAAUCAAAAUCUAUAAGGAUAUUACAAUUUCAAAUAUGUUUGUACUUGGUCUGACAGCUUUGGUUGUCUUCAAUUUGAUGCAUCAAAUUCCCAGUGCCUACAUAGUAGUUAUCUGAAUGAAACAAUGAGUCAGAGUUGUAUUCUUACCAUGUACUGUAUGCGUGUAUGCUAAUGCUUUCUGCAGUAUAGCAGAGCGGGUAGUAGUAAUAUGUUUUGAAUUGGGCCAAAACUGCUGCAGUUAUUCUAAUUUAUUUGGUCAAGACAUCAGUAGAAACAGCCAGUGAUUUUGAUUGUAGUGGAGGAAUAUCAUGUUCCUCCAUGGUCAAAACAAACCUAAACCAGACUUGAGCUUUGCGUUCCAACACCUCUCUCUUUUAGUCCUAUUUCUUUUCCCUUUCUGGAUCGCCAAGAUGACUUGUGAAUGAGAUCAGCAUAUCAAAAUGACUGUUUCUUUAUAUUCUUCUUCUUGCUGUUCUCCUCCUUUUGCUUGUUUCCUCUUUGUUUUAGUGCUGUGAAGCAGACGCUGAGGGCUCGGUGUCGAAACGCUGCAAUGUCAUGGGAUGAGCUUGUUCUGUGUUUGAACGCUGUCUAAUGCCUAUGGUCAGCAUUAGGGCCUGUUGGAGAGAACUUUGAGAAUAUACUACUACCAGUGGUAAUUUUGCAUUGCCUCACAUUACCAUAAGUCAUAAAAAUCACUUAAGUGUUACAUUUUUCCUCUUUUUUAGCUAUUUUAACAAUUAAAGUUGAGUUCUUUCCACCUCGCCUUCAUGUUGACCUUGUUGAGUGUUCAGGUUAUGCCUGUCUAUCAAAGUUGUGUGUUGACUUGUGUUUUACCAAGGGGAUCCCGUGUCUAUGUGCAGGCAUGUGUGUGCCCCUCUGAUAUCUGAUUGUGCUUUAAUACUGUACAUUAAUUACUCUUUUGUGGAACUUGACUAGCCUGAAUACAUUUUGUAUACAUUUGUACACUAAUACUAUUUACUGUAUAAAAGAGAAAAAUGAAAGAAAAGAAAAAUGUUUAUAAUAUGGUGUUGAUUAUUGUGCAAAUAUAAUAUAUUCACAAUAAAAGUGUUGUAUUGUUA